Danaus chrysippus (African queen) is the source of this 1107-nucleotide messenger RNA. NCBI's taxonomy places the organism in Eukaryota, Metazoa, Arthropoda, Insecta, Lepidoptera, Nymphalidae. The record is from the annotation of a GenBank genome assembly.
AUGGCGGCCGACAAAAUAGCAACGCCGCUUGUGGCGAUAACGGAAACUAAAAAAUACAGAGCAGGCGAGUAUAGAGGUGUUUUCGCGAACACUUCCACGAAUUACAAUGCUCGUUGGACGCUAUCGGCAGAGUUUAAAAGGUUUUACAGUGUCAAACAAAACUACUCCGAAAUAGAACAAGAAAAGAUAUUAGAAGUUCUAAAUGAAGACCAGUCGAGUUUGGCUAGGUAUGACAUAACCAAAGCCAGAGCAAAGAAUGUGGCUGAAUGGGUGAAACAAAAUGGUCAAAUAAAAACAUUAGCAGACAUUGAAUGUAUAGAAGGUUUUACGGAGAGGAACACUAAGAAAUUAUUCAAAAGUAUUUUAGAGGAUAAACCAAAAACUCAGAAUUUAAGUAAAAAAAUUAGAGGACAGAUAUUACAACCUAAUUUAAGUGAAAGUGUUAGACAGUGUUGUCAGUCUGUACUGGCUGUAUAUAUAACAGCGAGUUCAGUUUGUUGGGCAUUUAUUAAUAGAAGUAAUUAUGAAUUACAACAAUGGGUCUAUCACGGCAUUGACUAUCCCGAAGGAAAGAAAAUGCAGAUCACUGAUAUAUUAGACAUUGCAUGGAAGAUAACAAGUAUAUUACCUCAAGCAGACAUCUAUGUAACAAAGGCUGAAGCUACUACAUUAAGGGCAAGUGGCAAUGAUCCCGGGAAUGCUAAAGUAUUAGCGGUCAAUUUACAGAAAGCACAACUGGUUGCUAUGAUAGUGGCAUUGAUUAAUGCUAGACAUUUAGAUGGGAACGUCUCUGAAGAUGAAGCAGAGAUUAAACAAAAAGUUUACUUCCUAAGACCAACAUUACCCUUUAGACUCUACGGAACACUAGUAGGCAACGAACGUGUAUCAACAGAACAGACUGUAGAAAAUUUACUUCAAGAAGUUUCUAGAAAUGAAGCAAAGAAUCAAGUGAAAGUUCCGGAACAUCUGUGUACUAUGUUCCAACAACAGAAAGAUCUUCAAAAAGACAUGCUGGGACACUGUCUUCUUAUGGCUCUCACCUUUAUGGAUAUAUGUGUGUACAGAAACAGUGAUAGCAUCAAUAAAUUGUUGAAACGUAGUGAAUAG